Rana temporaria (common frog) is the source of this 1226-nucleotide messenger RNA. Its product is annotated as F-box/WD repeat-containing protein 7-like. The transcript has 10 exons. The record is from RefSeq and is a predicted model, not a curated record. Gene Ontology annotation, molecular function: protein binding. NCBI's taxonomy places the organism in Eukaryota, Metazoa, Chordata, Amphibia, Anura, Ranidae. The coding region runs from base 90 to 1211 and encodes 373 amino acids.
CCACCCACUUCCGGUCUUCCUCUUUACUUCCGGGUGAGGAGUCUGUUUACCUUCCGGGGUCGGUGGAGGAGCGGGGUGAGAGGGCCAUAAUGGACACCACAGAACUCAGGAGAUUGCGGAAGAAGCUGAGACAGAUUGAGACUUUGGAACACCUUCCCCGGGAGCUGACCCCCUGUGAGGCCGCCAAGGUAUCUCUCAAGGUGGAACUUCGCAGACGUGUGGAAGAAAUAUUGUCGGAGAAUCUGAAAGUAGAACCCGAGGAGGCCGAGAGCAGGGAACAUGGCAGCUCGGAGUCCUCCUCACUCCCGGAUCCUCCAUUGAAGAAGCGCACCCCUCCCAAGACCCCUCCCAAAAUGACAACGGCUCCGCCCACGCCAAAAGUAAAACUGAAGGGACGAGAUCGCUCCCCCCUGCAGGACUCCCAGUUCCUCGUUCACAGCCUGGAAGGGCACAGCGAUCUUGUGACGUCUGUCCUCAUCCACCACCGAUCCAUCGUCUCUGGAAGUUGGGAUACCUCGGUACGUGUUUGGGACCUCUUCUCCGCCUCUGAGGUCAGGACGCUGUGCGGGCACACAGGAGCGGUCACAUGCCUGGCUUCCGUCUCACCGGGGGAAGCGCAGCAAAACUCCAGUCUCUUCCCUCCAUAUGAACACUUCGUCUGCAGCGGAUCAGCGGACUGCAGUAUCAAAGUCUGGAGUCUGAUCUCAGGUCAGCCUGUGCUCAGCAUCUACACCUUCUCCGCAGUGUCCGCCAUCGUUCAUAUCCCCGACACCAAACUCAUCAUAUCCGGAUCCGACGGCGGGAAGAUCGAUGUCUGGGACCUGGAAACCCAGGAGAACGUUCGUUCAGAGAGAGCACAUGAGGAGAAAGUCACAGCUUUGCAGCUCCACGCCGGAUUGCUGUACUCCGGAUCCUCAGACGGCGAUCUGAAGGUUUGGAAAGUCUCCUCCUCGGGUUGGCUGAGUCUCCUGCACUCCUGUGACAGUCUGUCCCUCCCUCUGCGCGGUCUCUACGCUCUCUGCGCCACGCCGGAUCACAUCUAUGUAGCCAAUCAAGGAGCUUCUUUAAAAGUGGUGGACUGGAAGCGAGGUAGGAGACCAGAGUAUAGAACCCGUGUUUAUUGUACCUGUAUUGUGUGGAAUCGGGAGAAGUCAAAGCGAUUCGUAAAACAAAAACAGACGUGUAAUGUAUUGCAGCUCAUAUGUCCUUAGAUGUGGCAGCUGCAU